This is a messenger RNA of Eucalyptus grandis, 1041 nucleotides long. Its product is annotated as lamin-like protein. Bases 225 to 755 code for a protein of 176 amino acids. The record is from RefSeq and is a predicted model, not a curated record. Gene Ontology annotation, molecular function: electron transfer activity. The transcript is spliced from 2 exons. Gene Ontology annotation, cellular component: plasma membrane. Lineage: Eukaryota; Viridiplantae; Streptophyta; Magnoliopsida; Myrtales; Myrtaceae.
GAAAAAAGGGGUUGGUCCCUCCUCCCUCUUCAAAAUUUCUUGGACCCAAUAUAUUAACGCCAUGCUCUGUUCUGCUCUGCUCCACAGUACACAGUCAAGGGGGCGUGUGAGUAUUCAAAGUGGAAGCUGCUCCCCCGCCCUGUAGCGGUGACUCAAAUAGGAAAAGGGCAUCUUCGAGACUCAUCCUCAUCACCCCACCCACCAACCAACGAGAGUGUCCUCCCAUGGCCACCCCAUCCAACCCCAUCAUCCUCCUCCUCCUCUUCGUUCUCGCUGCCGCCGCCAUGUCCCCGGCCACCGCCACCGACCACAUUGUCGGCGCCAACCGCGGAUGGAACCCGGGCAUCAACUACACCCUCUGGGCCAACAACAACACCUUCUACGUCGGCGACCUCAUCUCGUUUAGGUACCAGAAGAACCAGUACAACGUGUUCGAAGUGAACCGGACGGGCUACGACAACUGCACGACCGAAGGAGCCAUCGGCAAUUGGAGCAGCGGCAAGGACUUCAUCCUGCUCAACAAGGCCAAGCGGUACUUCUUCAUCUGCGGGAACGGCCAGUGCUUCAACGGCAUGAAGGUCUCCGUCCUCGUCCACCCCCUGCCCCCUCCGCCGUCCGCCUCCGUCUCCGCCGGCAAUUCGUCCUCCGCUUCCGCCGAUCACAGGGUCCUCGGAAACGGGUCCCUGGGUUCUCGGGUUCUCGUUGCUCUCGUGGGGUCGGUUUGGAUAGGGAUAGGAUCUGGAUGGUUCUUCUAGGGGGAUAGAGAUGUUCCCCUCUCUCUCUCUCUCUCUCUCUCUCUCUAUCUCUAUCUGGGUCUUGUCCUGUGUGAUGGGAGGUUUAUGACUGCUUAAUUAUCUUUUCGUUUUGGUUAAACCUGGCUUAUGAUUUCCGGAAUUGGAGCUUGGCCUGCUAAUUUGCCCACUUAUCUAUAGGCUAUAGCUAUGAAUUAGAAAUAGGCUUUUAGCUAUCUUGUCCAUGAAAUUCAGUCGUUCCAUUGCAGAAAAAGCAAGGUUUAUUCUUUUAAUUCAUUUGGAGCACCAA